AUGCCUCUUGAUACCUCGACCACAUACCCUCUGACCCGGCUGCGCCUGGAUGGUCGCCGAUGGAACGAGCUCCGCUUGCUGCAAGCGCAAAUCUCGACCAACCCGGCCAGCUCUGGAUCGUCCUACCUCUCAAUGGGGAAUACUGCGAUCAUGUGCUCUGUUCACGGUCCUGCCGAGGGCCGCCGGGGCGAGGCUAGUGGUGCGGCUGGCAGCGCAGGUGCCAUCGUCGAGGUGGACGUCAAUGUGGCUGGUUUUGCUAGCGUGGAUCGCAGGAGGAAAGCAGGAGGAAGUGACAAGCAAUCCUCACGAAUCGCGACUACUUUGCGCGCGGCUUUCCAGUCGCAUCUACACACCUACCUCUACCCUCACAGUACAAUCAGCAUCCACGUCUCAGUCCUCUCUGCCGACGGAUCCUUGCUGGCGGCCGCGAUCAAUGCUUGCACUCUGGCCCUGGUCGAUGCAGGUAUCCCCAUGCCUGGACUACUCACUGGAUGCACGUCGGGAAUGAGUGGCAGCGCAUCUACACCUCGUGAUCCUCGAAACGACGAACUUGACCCGCUACUGGAUAUGUCACUCCCGGAAGAGCAAGAGCUGCCAUUUCUCACCGUCGGUACUACCACAUGCGUACCCGUCGGAGAGAACCACAUGGAGGAUGAGGAGGAAGAGACUAAAGUAGCCGUGCUCAACAUGGACUCUAAGCUUCAUUGUACGUAUAUCGAGACGAUGCUGGCAGUUGGGAUGGACGGAUGUAACCAGAUCCGCGAGUUGUUGGAGGGGGUGAUCAAAGGGUCGAACCGGGCAUGA
Messenger RNA from Penicillium waksmanii, 804 nucleotides. Its product is annotated as exosome non-catalytic core subunit SKI6. The transcript is spliced from 2 exons. The record is from RefSeq and is a predicted model, not a curated record. Gene Ontology annotation, biological process: rRNA catabolic process; poly(A)-dependent snoRNA 3'-end processing; U4 snRNA 3'-end processing. Bases 1 to 804 code for a protein of 267 amino acids. Lineage: Eukaryota; Fungi; Ascomycota; Eurotiomycetes; Eurotiales; Aspergillaceae. Gene Ontology annotation, cellular component: nuclear exosome (RNase complex); nucleolus; cytoplasmic exosome (RNase complex).